Messenger RNA from Morchella sextelata, 1080 nucleotides. RefSeq lists its product as uncharacterized. The record is from RefSeq and is a predicted model, not a curated record. NCBI's taxonomy places the organism in Eukaryota, Fungi, Ascomycota, Pezizomycetes, Pezizales, Morchellaceae. Gene Ontology annotation, molecular function: UDP-glucose 4-epimerase activity. The transcript has 6 exons. Gene Ontology annotation, biological process: beta-D-galactose catabolic process via UDP-galactose, Leloir pathway. Bases 1 to 1080 code for a protein of 359 amino acids. Gene Ontology annotation, cellular component: cytosol.
AUGACUGGAACCGUCCUGAUCACGGGAGGAACGGGCUACAUCGGCUCCUUCACCAGCCUGGAGCUUCUCGUCGCGGGCUACAACGUCAUUAUCGUCGACAACCUCUACAACUCGUCUGAGGAGGUCCUGAACCGCAUCCAGCUCAUCUGUGGCCGCAAGCCCGUCUUCUACAAUGUCGAUGUCACGGACCAGCAGGCGCUGGAUGCCGUGUUCAAGAAACAUCCCGAGAUCGACUCGGUGAUCCAUUUUGCAGCACUGAAGGCAGUCGGUGAAUCCGCUCAGAAGCCAGUAGAGUACUAUCGCGUAAACGUCGGCGGUGCUGUGGCCCUCCUCGGCGCCAUGCAGGCCAACGGCGUCAAAACCAUUGUCUUCUCCUCGUCGGCCACUGUCUAUGGCGACGCCACACUGCACGAGGGCAUGAUCCCGAUUCCUGAGCACUGCCCUAUCGGCCCCACAAACCCGUACGGGCGCACCAAGAUGAUGACCGAGAUGAUAAUUGAGGACCACGUUGAUUCGCAUCCUGGAUGGAAUGCUGCGCUUUUGAGAUAUUUUAACCCUGCUGGCGCGCAUCCAUCUGGUAUCAUGGGAGAGGACCCAUUGGGCGACCCGUACAAUCUUCUUCCGCUGUUGGGACAGGUUGCGGUCGGGCGCCGUGAGAAGCUUAUGGUCUACGGAACUGACUACGCCUCUCAUGAUGGUACUGCCAUCCGCGACUAUAUCCACGUCAUCGACCUGGCCAAGGGCCACAUUGCGGCAUUGGCAAAGUUGAAGAAUGAUAACCCUGGCUGCCGCGCAUGGAACUUGGGCACUGGAAAGGGCUCAACGGUCUUUGACAUGAUCAAAGCGUUCUCAGCAGCUGUUGGGCGGGACCUCAAGUAUGAGACGGCGGAGAGGAGAAAGGGCGAUGUGCUGGAUCUGACAGCGGUGCCGAAGAGGGCGAAUGAGGAGCUCGGGUGGAAGGCAGAGAUGACGCUGGAGGAGGCGUGUGUGGACCUGUGGCGCUGGGUGUCAAAUAACCCACAGGGAUACCGCCAGCCACCGCCGCAGGAUAUGCUGGACGCAUUGAAGAAGCAGAAUUAA